UCUCAAGCGGUGGAGCGUGUGGAGGCUGCAGCCAGCUGAUAUAGAGGAGAGGAACAAGCUUGAUCGAAGUCUGGCGUUCUAUUACCCUGGUCUGAGGAAGCCAAAGCGCGCUCGGUUUGACAGGGAAAGCUGUCAUAAUGGUUUCCCUGUUGAUCUUCCAAAUCUGAAGUCCGUGCAAUGCAAAUAAAUAGUGCAUCGACCAAAUGGCAUCUGUUUUGGAGGAUCCUUCCCUGGAACGACAUUUUAAAGGCCACAAGGGUGCAGUCACGUGUGCUGACUUCAGUCCCAACAACAACCAAUUGGUUACAGGCUCAGCAGACACAAACCUCAUGAUCUGGAACUUGAACCCCAAGGCCAAGGCAUUGAGAUUUGUUGGACACCGUGAUGCCAUCACAAGUGUUCAGUUUUCCCCCUGUGGAGAUCUGGUGGUUUCUGCAUCCAUAGACAAAACAGUCAGACUGUGGACACCCCGCUUUAAUGGAGAGUCAACGGUGUUCAAAGCUCACAUGGCCCCAGUGCGCAGUGUCAGCUUCUCCCAUAACGGCCAGAGGCUGGUCACGGCCUCCGAUGACAAGUCUCUGAAGGUGUGGAGCGUUCAUCGGCAGCGCUUCCUGUACUCUCUGAGCCAGCACACCAACUGGGUCCGCUGUGCCAGGUUUUCACCAGAUGGUCGUUUGAUUGUCUCCUGUGGUGACGACAAGACGGUGCGCCUCUGGGACACCAACACCCGGCAGUGUAUCAACACGUUCACCGACUGUGGAGGAGCAGUGACUUUUGUGGACUUCAACGGCAGCGGCACCUGCAUCGCUUCCACGGGGUCAAACAACACACUGAAAAUAUGGGAUAUACGCACCAACAAACUACUGCAGCAUUACCAAGUUCACAGUGCGGGGAUCAAUUGCUUUUCCUUCCAUCCAUCAAAUAACUACCUCAUUAGUGCCUCCAGUGACAACACAGUGAAGAUCCUGGAUCUCCUUGAGGGUCGGCUCAUCUAUACCCUCCAUGGGCACAAGGGUCCUGUCCUCGCGGUGAUGUUCUCUCGCCGGGGUGACGUCUUUGCUUCCGGGGGCACUGACUCUGAGGUUCUCUUGUGGAGGACCAACUUUGACGUGUUCAACUACAAGGAGGUCCUGAAGGGGCACCGCCGGCGACUGAACCCUGACCCCUCCCCUCACGUCAACGACAUCUAUCCCAGGAGCCCCCACCUGCACACCGCACCAUCCAGUUCUAUACAGAUCAGCCCCACGGUGGCAGACACGCAGUCUGCCGACCCGCACAUCGUUGAGAUGGGCCCAGUCCUGUUCCCCAACACACAGCAGGACCGUCACGGCCAUGGAAGUGAGGCGCCAAGGGGCGGAGCCAGUGGUGGGAGUGGCCAGGCUUCGGUGGAGGAAGAGGGCCAUACGCACAGCAGGACCUAUGCGCUGGAGGAGAGAUCAGGCCUUCCUCGGGGCUUCUCCACCACUCUGGAACACAUUGUACAACAGCUGGACGUUCUGACGCAGACUGUGGCAGUGCUGGAGGAGCGUCUGUCCUUAACAGAGGACAAGCUGAAGGAGUGUCUGGACAACCAGGCGCGAAUCAUAGUGCAGGCGCAGAGGGUGGAAGAGCAAGCGGCGGAGAACGAGUCUGAGGGCUCCUCUGCGUAGGGCCCCAAGCGCCACGCCCACACGGUGAUCCCGGUUCAAAUUGGGGAUCACCCAUUACGCACGUAAUCUGUCCAUUCCUUUUAAAGACAUCCAGCUGCUCGGCCAAAACAACAUCUCCUGGAGACCACCUCUGCCCGUCUGGCAGAGACCCCAAAAUUCAUCAACUCCUCCUGGAAGACGGCUGCAGCUAUGAAAACACCACGGCUUGUUUGGACAGCGGGGGGGUGGGCGCAUUCCUCAGGGCCGCCGUACACAGCGGCGAGUUACGCCACUCCCCCCCUCCUCCGCAUCUGCUUGGCGUGACCGGCAUGCGUUCUCCCGUCACCCGCAGUCCGUGCGCUUGUGUCUGUCCUUGUCUGUCUCGUCUGGUUUUAUUCAAAUUGUAUAUAAAUUAAUAAAAUGUGACUCCAAUUUAUCAUA
Molecule: messenger RNA, 2069 nt
Organism: Anguilla rostrata (American eel)
Lineage: Eukaryota; Metazoa; Chordata; Actinopteri; Anguilliformes; Anguillidae
Gene: poc1b
Product: POC1 centriolar protein B
Exons: 12
Coding region: 204-1649 (481 amino acids)
Biological process (GO): cilium assembly
Cellular component (GO): centriole; ciliary basal body
Molecular function (GO): protein binding
Source: RefSeq, a predicted model, not a curated record